AUGAGCACGACUGAGCAUUCUAUGAAGUCUUCCUUCUCUCAUCGUGCAAGCACAGAGCAUGUCAGAUCUCGAGGAUCUCCUUUGACAACAAAGAAUCUCAAUGUCUUCCAAAAACCCCCGAGUGCGUCCUCUCGACAUCGAAUCCAUGAACUUUCCGACAUCCGCGAAGUUUCAGGCUCGUCUAAGGAGGGUACCGUCCUCAAGAAGCUAUCACCCAUGCUGGAUGUAUUCAAAGACCGGAAAGUGUCCGAGUCCAUGUCGCAGCUAACCUCACAAGAGUAUGGCGAUGUCGAAAACAAUUUAGAGGACACGCCUCCGUCCAGGCCUCUAACACCAUCACGCGAAAUGGGUAGUCGAGCUCCAAGCGCGCUGAGCCUACUCAUGAAGGACGUGCCUGAGCGAAGAUCUUCAGCCAGCUUUCUCGGCAAAUGCAAUGCCAUGUCCAGGCAUUCCAGCGUGAAUGACCUUCCCUCCUGGAAAUUGCCACCACCUUCUGCAGCGGGGCAGACCAUUCCUUCUCGGGGGCGGGUCAGCUCACCGGUGCGCAAUGUGAUGAAGCAUGAUCCUACGGCCUCCAAUACCGUGCGAAGUCCUUCCAAGACUUUCAUUAGAACGACGCCUCCCCUAGACAUUCUCGAUCUCGGAAACACUCGUCAUGGACGCGUCGACAUCAGCCUUCAAACACCAGCCCCUUUGUUUGUUGGAGGCGGAACUAUUGAGGGACACCUCUUGCUUACUGUCGAUGGGGGAAGUACCCAUAAGAUCAAGGCAAAACCAUUGUUCAUCUCCAGGCUUUCUAUCGACGUCAUUGGUGUUGAGGAGGUGACGGACGGCAGAAGAUGGGUCUUCCUCUCACUUGCCACAGAGCUCUUCGACAUAGACCACCCACCACCAGCUCCUCUGGUAUCCGCCCAAACUCCUGCCUCUGGGCCAGAACUUUCAUGGCCUCUUAAGCCUUCGUCGGUGGUAAUUCCAUUUUGUUUGAAUCUACCGCUCAAUAUUGGUCCCCCACCAUAUGUGUCAAAGCAAGCUCGCAUUCGGUAUAUCCUUUGUGGAACCGCUCACGUCAGAUCAGCUGGGAAACGUGCUUUGAUCAGACAGAGUUUUGAGAUUCAAAUGCUGACUGUGUACGAUCCGGAAAAGGCACUCAGUACUCUUCCAAGCCCCUUACUCGCCACAGAGCAACUUUCCAUCCCGCAUGGCACGGUCACACAAACUAUCAAGCUAACGGCAGGGCUGCAUCGGCAGACAUGGGUCAAUGGCGCCAUGAUUUUUGUCGACGUCCACGUCAUGAACAACAGCCCAAAGACGCUUAAGAAGAUUGAGGUGCAAUUGGAGAAAAGCACGUUAUGGUACUCUCAUGCGGCUGCAGGCACGAUCGAGAAGAGGGCCACACAUCUACGACUUCCGAAAAGGAGCGACAGUGAGGUUGUCUGCAUAUCGGUUUUCAAGAAAUCCAAAGAUUGGAAGGGUAUUCCCUCUCACAGUAGCGAAGUCCGGACAUGCGAUUUGGAAAUCCCACGAGGGCAUGUUACCAUCUGCACAGGUCGAUAUUUCGAGGUUCGAUAUUUUCUCAAUAUCAUUCUCACCGUGGCAACAUUCAAGACGAUCGCUGUCCAAUUACCAGUCACACUUAUCCACAUCAACUCUUUGGAUAUUGUUCCAAACUCUCUCGCUCAAGUUGCCGCUUCUAUUGAAGCUAAACGUGCUCGUACAGUGUCCGUCCCCUACGAAGCUCUGUAUCCACCGUUUCACCAGGGCCAAGCCUUCACGGCUCCUCGCCGACAGUCUCUCGAGAGAAUGAGAAGGGCGUCUGGCGGGCUUAACAUGGAUGAUUUGGCAGCCUUGACCCACGAUCUUGAUGCCUCGCCUCGUCGGUUUGCUAGAGCUUCCAGCCACGGCCACAGACACGAAUCUAUCACAUCCGCUGCGUUUCCGGGAGAGAAUGAUCCUCCGAGUAGAGUCAGUAUGGCACCAUCUUCUCAUCACCAUCACACGCACCACAACAGCUGUUACCAUUGCCACCUACAGGAUGCAGAUCGUCCUCAACAUUCACGCCAUAAGCCGUCUUUGUCCUCUCUUCCAGGCCCCAAAUUGCCCAGACUCCAACUUUCAACCUCGGGUCUUGGCUUCUCCGAGUCUGAGUUCGAAAUCGCUCCAGAUUCGCCACCCAGAAAAGUCAUGCUUAGUGAGAGCGAGAGGAAGCUCAUUCUUCAAGAGAGAGAGCUUAAACUGCAGAGACAAAUGAGUCAGAAGAAACAGUCUACACAACAGCUACAGCGCAAGCCGAGUUUGAGUCUGUCAACUCGUGAAGCCGCAGAGAAGGAGAGACUGAAUGGUCCUCCUGGUGGGUACCGUGGAUGGAGGAACGUUGCUCUUCAACCGAUGGUGACAAGCGCUACCCACAAUGAUCAAGGAAAUUCAGGGAUGGCUCACCCUUCGUCAAAGGCUGGGAGAGCAAUGCCACUGGCUAACACGCGGUCAAGAUCUAGAACCGGCCCGGGAAGGCUGGAUCUGAAUGGGCCUUCAACAUCAACGAAAAUGCCAGGUCAGGACCGGGGCAAGGCAAAAGCUAGCAUUGACCGCGGUUGCGGAAGGGGUAGCGGUGAGAGGUUCAGGGUUGCGCCUGCUGGUACUGGUGGAGGGAGGGGUCUCAGGAAGAGUGUGGAGUGGUGA
Messenger RNA from Endocarpon pusillum Z07020, 2676 nucleotides. RefSeq lists its product as uncharacterized. Bases 1 to 2676 code for a protein of 891 amino acids. The record is from RefSeq and is a predicted model, not a curated record. NCBI's taxonomy places the organism in Eukaryota, Fungi, Ascomycota, Eurotiomycetes, Verrucariales, Verrucariaceae. The transcript has 2 exons.